Molecule: messenger RNA, 4032 nt
Organism: Cercocebus atys (sooty mangabey)
Lineage: Eukaryota; Metazoa; Chordata; Mammalia; Primates; Cercopithecidae
Product: zinc finger protein 708
Exons: 4
Coding region: 230-1930 (566 amino acids)
Biological process (GO): regulation of immune system process; regulation of cytokine production; negative regulation of transcription by RNA polymerase II
Cellular component (GO): nucleus
Molecular function (GO): RNA polymerase II cis-regulatory region sequence-specific DNA binding; DNA-binding transcription activator activity, RNA polymerase II-specific
Source: RefSeq, a predicted model, not a curated record
AAUCAGGGACUCUGAGCUAGGGGACAGUUCAAUCAGACACGCAGCUGGACCGGACAGGGCGGCUUCCGGGUUUGGCGCGGCCUUUGUGUCUCGCUUCAGCCGGAGCUCCAGGUCUCGUCUUCGCUGCUCUUUGUCCUCUGCUCUUAGAGGCCCAGACUCUGUGGCUCUGUGACCGACAGGCAUUGGGAGAUCCACAGCUAAGACGCCAGGACCCCCUGGAAGCCUAGAAAUGGGACUAUUGACAUUUAUGGAUGUGGCUGUAGAAUUCUCUCUGGAGGAGUGGCAGUGCCUAGACACAGCACAGCAGAAUUUAUAUAGGAAUGUCAUGUUAGAGAACUACAGAAACCUGGUAUUCCUGGGUAUUGCUGUGUCUAAUUUAGACCUGAUCACCUGUCUGGAGCAAGGAAAAGAGCCCUGGAAUAUGAAGAGACACGAGAUGGUAGCCAAACCCCCAGCUAUGUGUUCUCAUUUUGCCAAAGACCUUAGGCCAGAGCAGUACAUAAAAAAUUCAUUCCAACAAGUGAUACUGAGAAGAUAUGGAAAAUGUGGAUAUCAGAAUUUACAAUUAAGAAAAGGCUGUAAAAGUGUGGAUGAGCAUAAGUUGCACAAAGGAGGUCAUAAGGAACUUAACCAAUGUGUGACAACUACCCAGAGCACAGUAGUUCAGUAUGAUAAAUAUGUGAAAGUCUUUCAUAAAUAUUCAAAGAGACAUAAGAUAAGACAUACUGGAAAAAAUCCUUUCAAAUGUAAAGAAUGUGGCAAAUCAUUUUGCAUGCUUUCACAACUAACUCAACAUGAGAUAAUUCAUACUGGAGAGAAACCCUACAAAUGUGGAGAAUGUGGCAAAGCUUUUAAAAAGUCCUCAAACCUUACUAAUCAUAAGAUAAUUCAUACUGGAGAGAAACCCUACAAAUGUGAAGAAUGUGGAAAAGCUUUUAACCAAUCCUCAACUCUUACUAGACAUAAGAUAAUUCAUACUGGAGAGAAACUCUACAAAUGUGAAGAAUGUGGCAAAGCUUUUAACCGGUCCUCAAACCUUACUAAACAUAAGAUAGUUCAUACUGGAGAGAAACCCUACAAAUGUGAAGAAUGUGGCAAAGCUUUUAAGCAGUCCUCAAACCUUACUAAUCACAAGAAAAUUCAUACUGGAGAGAAACCUUACAAAUGUGAAGAAUGUGGCAAAGCCUUUACUUUAUCUUCACACCUUACUACACAUAAGAGAAUUCAUACUGGAGAGAAACCCUAUAAAUGUGAAGCAUGUGGCAAAGCUUUUAGUGUAUUCUCAACCCUUACUAAACAUAAGAUAAUUCAUACUGAAGAGAAACCCUAUAAAUGUGAAGAAUGUGGUAAAGCUUUUAACCGGUCCUCACACCUUACUAAUCAUAAGGUAAUUCAUACUGGAGAGAAACCCUACAAAUGUGAAGAAUGUGGUAAAGCCUUUACCAAGUCCUCAACUCUUACUUAUCAUAAGGUAAUUCAUACUGGAAAGAAACCCUACAAAUGUGAAGAAUGUGGUAAAGCUUUUAGUAUAUUCUCAAUCCUUACUAAACAUAAAGUAAUUCAUACUGAAGAGAAACCCUACAAAUGUGAAGAAUGUGGCAAAACUUUUAACUACUCCUCAAAUUUUACUAAUCAUAAAAAAAUUCAUACUGGAGAGAAACCCUAUAAAUGUGAAGAAUGUGGCAAAAGCUUUAUUCUGUCCUCUCACCUUACUACACAUAAGAUAAUUCAUACUGGAGAGAAACCCUACAAAUGUAAAGAAUGUGGCAAAGCUUUUAACCAGUCCUCAACCCUUAUGAAACAUAAGAUAAUUCAUACUGGAGAGAAACCCUACAAAUGUGAAGACUGUGGCAAAGCCUUUAACCAGUCCCCAAACCUUACUAAACAUAAGAGAAUUCAUACCAAAGAGAAACUCUACAAAUGUAAAUAAUGUGUCAAAUCCUUUAGUGUAUUUUCAACUUUUAUUAAAACACAAGACAAUACUGGAGAGAAAUCCUACAAAUGUGAUAAAUGUGGCAAAACCUUUAACUGGCUCUUAAUCCUUAUAUAAAAAAAAGAUAAUUCAUACUAGAGAGAAACCCUACAAAUGUAAAGAAUGUGGCAAAGUACUUAACUGGUCCCCAAAUCUUACUACACGUUAAAAAAAAAAAAAACCUUGAGAGAAACUACAAAGCUGGAAGACAUCGCAGUAAUUUUGACAACACCUCAAACUUUUCUAAGCAUAAAAUAAAUCAUACUGCUGAGGAACUUUCAAAAUGUGGAAAAUGUGACAAAACCUUUAAAUGAUUGUCACACUUGAUUGUAGGUAAGAUAAUUAUUACUACAAAAACUCUUACAAGUGUGAAGAAUGUGGCAAACUUUUUAAUGAAUACUCACACCUUAUUGCCAGGAAAGCAUUUACACUUGAGAAAAAUUGUACCAAUAUAAAGACUGUGAAAAAGCCAUUAAUGUCUGCUCACAUCUUACUCAACAUCAGAGAGUACUUAAUAAAAGUAUUAUAAAUUUAAUUACUGUCAAAAAAUCUUUCAGAAAAUAUAAGCUUUUAAAGUAGAGUAUUUAUUGUGAAGACAAACAUUACAAAUAAAAGAGGGUUGUAGUACCUUUACUUGUAUCACAGAUCUUACUGUACACGUUUUGUACUAGAGAAAACCGUGAAGCAGUUGCUUAAACUUUGUUCAACAUCAGGGAAUUCAGAUUGGAGGACAACCCUGCAAACGUAAUAAAUUUGAAUUUUUUUUCCAAAACUACAACUUAGACAACACCAGAGCGUUCAUACUGAAAUAUAUUUUUGCAGAUGCAGUAUAUAUUUAAAACAUUCAAUCCAAAAUUAAGUCUAUGUAAAUAUCAGAGAAUUUACAGUAGAAAUAUCUAAGGUAGGGCCGGGCAUGGUGGCUCACGCCUGUAAUCCCAGCACUUUGGGAGGCUGAGGUGGGUGGAUCAUGAGGUCAACAGAUUGAGACCAUCCUGGUCAACAUGAUAAAACCCUGUCUCUACUAAAAAUAUAAAAAUUAGCUGGACGUGGUGGCACGUGCCUGUAGUCUCAGUUUCUCGGGAGGCUGAGGCAGGAGAAUCACUUGAACCCGGGAGGCAGAGGUUGCAGUGAGCCGAAAUUAUACUGCUGCACUCUAGCCUGGCGACAGAGUGAGACUCCAUCUCAAAAACAAAAACAAAAAAUACUAAGGUACUGACACUUCAGACAUUACACUGUAUCAAAGUGCUGAGUGUAAAAAAUGAUCCCAAACGGUAGAUAAAUUUAUUUGUACAUAAUUUUAAAAAGAGUAGAAAAUUUUUUGAAAGUUUGUAAUUACAUUCAAACUAUACUUCCCCCUUCCCCCCCUUGAGACAGAGAAUCUCUCUGUCGUCCAGGCUGGAGUGCAGUGGCACAAUCUCAGCUCACUGCAACCUCUGCCUCCUGGGUUCAAGCAAUUCUGCUUCAGCCUACUGAGUAGCUGGGAUUACAGGUGCACACCACCACGUCUGACUGAUUUUUGUGUUUUUAGUAGAGACGGGGUUUCACCAUGUUGGUCAGGCUAGUCUUGAACUUCUGAUCUCAUGAUCUGCCCAGCUUGGCUUCCCAAAGUGCUGUGAAUACAGGCUUACGCCACCGCGCCCAGCCCAAAGUAUACUUUUUCCCUUGAAAAGAAGUACAGAUUUUUUAAAAAGCUAAUAAUGCUGUAAUUCAACUCUGAAAUUACUUGAUGCUAUUUCUUCAUUUCUAUUGUAUUCGAAUGUGAUCAGUUGUCACUGCAUCAAAGAUAGGAGAGUUUCUUUUUUUUUAAGUGGGCAUUAUUUAUGACCUUUUCUUUGGAAGAGUAAGGACAUUAAAAUGUUACAUGCAUGAUGAAAAUCUUAGUGGAGACGCUAUUUGUGGUUAACUUAUGAUAUUGAGUGGUGCAUGAGGUAGGUGUUCACAGUAAUAUUCUUUUGCAUUAUAGUGAGAACGUACUUGUUUUGUUAAAAUUUAAAAAUUAGUAUAUGAUUUUACUACUUGUACUUUUAUGUAAUAAAAUGCAGUACAUUUUUAAAAUUUCA